Messenger RNA from Yarrowia lipolytica CLIB122, 2091 nucleotides. RefSeq lists its product as uncharacterized. Gene Ontology annotation, biological process: DNA replication-dependent chromatin assembly; nucleosome assembly. Gene Ontology annotation, cellular component: nucleus; CAF-1 complex. Gene Ontology annotation, molecular function: protein binding. The record is from RefSeq and is a predicted model, not a curated record. NCBI's taxonomy places the organism in Eukaryota, Fungi, Ascomycota, Dipodascomycetes, Dipodascales.
AUGAAGGCCAAACCAUUAACGAUCCAUUGGCACACCGACAGUGAGCCAAUCUAUUCACUAGACCUGCAGAAGGGCAAAUAUCAUGGGGGAAGCCGUCUGGCAACUGCCGGAGGAGAUGGUAACGUGCGAAUAUGGAGAGUCUCCAAGCCCGAGACUUCCGACACAGACACGAUCGAUAACUUAUCGGUUGAGUAUCUCGCUACCCUGACCAAGCACGAAGGAGCGGUUAACGUGGUACGGUUCGAUCCCACGGGCCAACUGCUGGCCUCAGCCGGAGAUGACAAGACGCUUGUAAUCUGGUCGCUGGUAACCCGCAACGGCGAAAUUGUGCCGCCAAAGAAGGAGUUUGGGCGGGACGAUGUGGACGAAGAGUCGUGGAAACCGCGUACCCCGUUCGUUAUGCACAAGCUGGACGCGAAACGCCCUCCACCGGAGGUGUAUGAUAUUGCAUGGUCGCCAGACUCGCAGUUCAUUCUAGUGGGCUGCAUGGACAACAUUGGAAGGAUAUUCAGCGUGGCCACGGGUCAAUGUGUUAGAGAAGUGGCCGAACACUCACACUAUGUCCAGGGUGUGGCAUGGGACCCUCUCAACGAGUACCUAGCUACACAGAGCAGCGAUCGGUCCGUUCAUAUCUAUGCACUCAAAAAUAGAGAAGGAACGUAUCUUCUGGAUGCUGCUGAGCAGGAAAAGAACAGACUGGAGCUCCAUCAAAAGUCUAACAAGGCAGAGCUGCCAGUUAAGAACGCGCCCUCCACACCAGUCAUGUCAUCGUCACAACUGUCAUCAACUUCAGGCUCUCUGACGCCCUCAAGCCACCAUCAUCACGACAUUGAUGUGGGCACACCCAGCACUCCUGUCGGAAACAUGAACCCUCCUUCCAGUACUCAGACACACUCGCGAAAGUCUUCUUUUAGCGGCUCCAACAGAAGCGAGAGUCCCCUGCCUUCCUCAUUCAUUCCUCUGCCAGCAGUCAAACCAGCGGAGUCGCCCAAGGUCAGAAACUCGGCGUUAUACCAGAACGAGUCAUUUCCGUCCUUCUUCAGAAGACUAUCCUUCAGUCCCGAUGGCAGUCUGCUCUUCACGCCAAGUGGAGUGUUCAAGUACGAAAACACAAACGCAGACACGAACACGGUCUAUAUCUACUCACGGGCAGGGCUGAACAAGCCACCCGUUGCUUACCUUCCGGGCCUUCACAAACCAUCACUGGCAGUCAAAUGUUGUCCUCUUCUCUUCAAGCUCCGUGGAACUCCUGUUGACACAGCAAACAUCACUAAAGAUAACACACCAGCUGGAGCCCCUAAGAAUGACGAGACUGGCGAGAAAAUGAGCUCUCCGGCAUUCGCACUGCCCUACAGAGUCAUCUACGCGGUGGCAACCCAGGACUCUGUGGUCAUCUACGACACAGAACAGCAUCAUCCACUCGGUAUUGCCACCAGCUUGCAUUUUGCCCCUCUGACUGAUCUGUCGUGGUCCGACGACGGCCGGAAUCUCUUUGUGUCUUCUGUCGACGGCUUCUGUUCAGCUCUGACGUUUAGCAAGGAGGAUCUGGGGGAGUUGUACACAGGAGAGGUCCCAGCUACCUCUACGGUAACUGGUGCUGCCCCUACUGCCACUCCAAUGAAGACUCCACCCACCAGCUCAAAUGAAACCCUGAGUGACAACCGGCCAAAGUUCUCGCAGCUGCCCACCGUUCCUUCCUUCACACCCACCUCCAACUCUUCGUCGGUGUUCAGAAGCAUGUCUGCAUCUUCCAGCCCGGCAUCGGGAAGUUCUCAGAUGAACAUCAUGACCCCGACUCAUCGGCCUUUGCAAACAGUCAAUGUUCCAGGUCUGUCUUCAGCCGAGUUGGACUCCAUCUCCCGAGGGGCUUACGGAACUGCUAACCUAAGUCGACAUGAGCGGGCCAGUUCCACUUCGUCUACAGAUACUCAACGAUCCGACUUUAUCGCCCAGCCGCAGCCCAAAAAGAAACGACGUAUUGCACCUACGUUGGUUCCUGAAUCUACAGGUUCUUCUUCUCCUGCCAGUUCAACUUCGGCUCCAGCUACUGUCGACUCGGUGCUUAACAAUGAGCCUCACGAUAAAAAAUGA